Messenger RNA from Bicyclus anynana (squinting bush brown), 6064 nucleotides. RefSeq names its product serine/arginine repetitive matrix protein 1 (gene hwt). Gene Ontology annotation, molecular function: phosphotyrosine residue binding. The transcript is spliced from 6 exons. The record is from RefSeq and is a predicted model, not a curated record. Lineage: Eukaryota; Metazoa; Arthropoda; Insecta; Lepidoptera; Nymphalidae. The coding region runs from base 321 to 3329 and encodes 1002 amino acids.
CCGUUUUACACAUUCGCGUAUAGUGUUUGAGCAGUGUUGUCAGUCUACUGUUGGACUCGUCGAGUAGGCAACCGAACCGUUUUAGGCGUUUAUAUCGCAGGUUUUUACUGCCAAACGCCUAGACAUAAACAAGAAUUUAAAGGAUAAACAACUACAAAAAACAUUAAAAGUGUAUAGAACAAGUUUGUGUGAAAGUGUAUUUAGUCCUAGUUAAGUUUGUGUGUGUGUGCGUGUCACUAGUGAAACGGUCGAUAAAGUAGAUGAUCGUUCUGUGCUAUUUGUGAAUUCCUUACAUACCUUUAUACUAAGUGAUAGUGACAAUGCCAUCUAACAAGAAACUGAUGUCAAAAAUGAGACAAAUCGCCCAAUGGAUUUUGGUGGUACAUGUGGUAGAGUUCAUAGAGGCAUAUUGCACACCUCGCGACACAGCCCGCCGGUCACCACAGCGCAACCGCCGCUCGCGGGAGCCCAGACGUUCGCCCGAGUCAUCCAGAUGGCGGUACGAGUCGCGACGACAGAACUACGACUUUGAGUCGCGACGUCCGUACGAAUACGAGUCGAAGCGAUAUUUCGGGAGAGAGUACGACCCUGACUCGGGGAGGAAGCCAGCGUUUGACGCGGAGUCGGCUCGCCGACGUGCGGACUACGAGUCAGCGAGGCGGACUGACUUCGACUUAUCCGUGCCCGAAGUAUCGAGACGUAGCCCGGAGAGUGCUCCGGAAGGCUCGGCUGAGUCACCGCCGGAGCCUGCGCCCUCUGCGCCUUUACCGCAAGAGAGGCAACCCAGGCACAGAUCACAACCUUAUUACGAAUCUGAAACAUCUUCAGAGGACAGAUCAUCAUCGACUGAGGGUGAAGAAGACGAGUUUGGUGAAUUCGAUCCCUUUGCAACCGCACCGUCCCUUCAUUCGCCAGAUAGCGGACGCUCCGAUCCACGAUACGCUAACGCUCCUCGAAGAAAUCCCAGUCCAUAUUAUUACGGCGACCUGUUUAAAACUGCCCCGCCUCCACCCGCACCAUCAGCUCCAACAGUUUCUUCCACUUCUUCGUCACGUGGACCACGAUACAGGAAGUCUGCGAGCCUUGACGCACCUCACGUGGCGCAAAGACCGAAUCUGCCUAAAAGAUUCUCAGUGGCGGAAGAUGGCUUUCGUGAGUUAGAACGAUCGUCGUCAUCGUCGGGCGAGAGCGCGUGGAUGCCGCCGAGGCGCCGAGGGCGCGACGCGGCCGGCUGCGCAUGCGCCGCGCCCGAAGAUGUAGAGGAGCAUAGAUCUUCUCGUAGCGUCUUUUACGUGCCAGCGCCGCUGCCACGCUGGCCACAAGAAAUGACCACACGACAGAUAUAUGAAACUGCCUUUGACUGUAAAAUUGCCCGUUCUGAUGAUGACUUAGAUGAUUUUGACCGCGUCAGCAAUCAUCCAGCUCUAUUGCAAGCUGAAGAACGUAAAACUUUCUCUUCUGCGUCAUCUGCAUUUGAAGCUGUCGAACGUAGCGAACCAGAUUAUAAAGGUCGCCGUAAGGUGACUAUGAAAACUGAUAGCGUACGGCGUUCUAAGAUUCCUACGAUACGUCAAAAAAAAGAAAAUGAAACCAAUCCAUCGGCGUUAUCUGAAGAGCUAGAGAAAGUACAUAUCGAAGAGGAAGAGAGAACUGCUACAUCUCAGUUACCACUUAGGGGUUAUACUCCUUCUCCGCCAUCAACCGCACCGUUGCCCACAAAAUUUCAACAGAAAGAUGGAUCUGCAAUGAAUAGUAUUAAAAGUGCUCCAAAUUUACCCCAGACACAGCCGGCACAUCCACGGUUGAAAGACUUGCGACUUCCAGUGAAAUCGCUUCGGGCCCGGGAUACGCCGACUAGCAGCGAUGCUAGCAUGACAGAUGUCAAAGCAUCGGUUUCAACUGAACUAGAUGUUGGACAGCGUCUUAGAGAUUCGAGCCGCGAAUCACGUGAUGGUGAUGAUGAAAGAGCACAAUCUAAAGACGGUAUUUUUUUAGAGAUUAAGGGUCGACCCACUUCCGAUUCAGAUACACCUGAAAUGAAUCGGUACAAGGGGCCCAAGGGGGUCGGCCCUAUAAUGGAGUUUAAAGGCAGGCCCGGUGUCGCACGCCCGCGACGAAAAUAUUCGAGCACUGAGAGUAUGGCGACCAGCAGUAGUGGCGGAAGUAUGGAGUCGCUACGAAGCAGUAACAGCGAAGGUGAUAGAAGUAGCAGUAGUUCAGAAAGUCGUCAUUCGUCAUCUUUAAGCUCUCAUAGCUCGGAUUCCGGAAAUGUGCCAUUUAUAAAAUCACAUCAUAUGCAGUUGUCGGGGUUUGGGCAUCAUCCGACUAAGCUACAUAUUUUGAGCCCUAUAUCAGAUAAAUCUUCCCAAGAGCCAGCAUCGGAAACAUCCGAUAAUAAUAAAAAUAACAAUUCCCAAAAGGUAUCUCCUGAAGAUGUUGAAACUGGAAAUACAACGAUACAAACUACUGUUGAAAUCUUAGCAAAACCUAAAAGACGCGCUUUACAAAACAGAAAUUUACUAAAUCUGACGUUUAGACACUCUACACCAGGCGAUACUGAAAUUCAAGGAUCAGAUAGUGGCAUAUCAAUUCAUUCUAGAGAGGGCGUUGAUUCGAGAAAUGCGUUUAUUAAUUUUAAAAAUAGCAACACUGAAGAAGAACGUAAAGAUGACACCGUUGAUUUAUCAGAUCUUCCAUUCGAUAUGCCGAAGUUGCGCCGAAGACGUGCAGAGGCAGAUGUUGAUUUGAGAUCUUUGCCUUUUGACAUGCCUAAACUACGACGUAAACUACGCGGACAGUCCUUGCAACUGAAUAAUGAUUUUGGAGAGGCUAUUUCUAACGCUUCCUCGAGCCAAAGCGUGCAAGAUUUAAAUCAAGGUAAAAAGCAUCGUGAAAAAUUGACUUUGAAUUUUGAUGGCGGCAAUACUGGCUCCAGUACUGCCAAGGGACUACAUUUGAACUUGGGCCCCAUCGCGCCGCCACGGGACUUGGUUGAUGCUUCCCUUCCACUUGACCGACAAGGGUGGUAUCAUGGAACGUUGUCGCGCUUGGAAGCAGAGGGUUUACUUAGAGAUGCGGAGGAGGGCGCGUUUUUAGUCAGAAACAGUGAAUCCGCUAAACACGACUACUCGCUUAGUUUGAAAUCUACCCGUGGCUUUAUGCACAUGCGUGUAUGCCGUGGAAUCGACGGCUAUACCCUGGGAGGAGCAGCGACCGCUUUCCCCACAGUGCCAGCUCUCAUGAAACAUUACGUCACGGCACAGAGGCUCCCAGUGCGUGGAGCUGAACACAUGGCUCUCUCAACACCACUGCCAGCUGUAAUGCUUUGAAAACUUUGGGAACCAUUGUUUGGAACGAAUCAAAGAACCGAUCGUGUUCUUUCAGCUUUGGAGCCAUCGCUUCGUAGCGUUCGGGCCGGUGUAUCGAGAUAUACAUUAGCACUCUUGAGAACAGUGUAGUAAGAUCCAAUGUAUAUCAAGAAAUGUAUAUAACUAAAUACGCAAUCAACUAUGAGUUUUGCGUCAAAUAAUUUCUUUGAUACUUAAGCGUAAAUAUAGCAGCAGUUAUUUAUUGUAUGUGUAUAGAUUUAGUAACCAGUGAAUAAUACCAAAGAGUUAUAGAAUAUACGUAUACGUAGCGUUGAUUUGCUACGGGGCUUGCAAAAAUUUGUUCGCUCAAAACGUUGCGUCAUGCAACUCGAAGGGCGGGCGCCUUUAUUUAUUAGGAUAGUCUCGAGAAUGACUAAGGACGAUGUAAAGCGUAUUGAGCUACAUACACUUUAUCAGGAUGUGGGGUGUUUUACGAAGGAAAAUGAACCGUCUUGCCUAGAUAAUAAGUUAUCAAAUUAAUUGAAACAAACAUCAAUUUACAUUUUUCCGAGACUUUCCUCAAUAUGUAAUUUCGGUGUCUGUUCUGUUACUCAUGCUAGUCCCAAACCGCAGCCACCUGUAUUGAUGUAUAGUAAUAAUGUAUGUGAUUAUUCAAAUAAGCUUCAUAUUAAUGUUAUUCAAAAUAAUAAUUAUUUCUAUAUCGCAGUAGAUUUGUUUACUCAUUCAUUUAAUCGUGAACUAAUUAUUUCAGUAAAUAUUAAUAUAUUUAACAUAAAUAUAGUGACGCAAACGAUAUGACACAUACAAGAUAUGGAAGGUCAAAAGGGCCAAUUAGAUAAAGUAAGGGCGGCAUUAGAGUGCGAUUCCAAAGAAGCGAGCAUGAGUGAACCGGAGAUAACACUAGCAAUAGCGCUAUUCUGUAAAGAUGUUUUUAAAACUCGACAAUAUGAACCUCAGAUUCGUCUCUAUCUAUCUCUUUUUAACACCAUACUAUAGAUAGAGAAAGAUAAAGACGAAUGAGAAAUGUUGUCGAGAUAUAUAAGAUUAUAGAACAGCGCUACAGGAACAGACUAAUCUAGGUUUUGAUUGAUGAAGUGAUCAUUUAUAAAUGCACGAGUCCACUGUUAGUGGAAAGUGUUUAUUCAUAAGUUAGUUUUAUUUCAGCAGCUGUAUUUAAAAUGGCCUAAAGACAACGCUUAAGUCUUUUAUGUUAAUUUAUAUUAAACAAUUUAUUCUAUGUUGAUAUUAUCCAUUAAAGUAAUAAUUUUAACAUCAACUCAGGAAGGUCUUUGAUGGCCGUAGUAGACAUUACUGACUGACAGAAAAGUGAUAUGUAAGCUAUCCUUCACUUGUGAACCCUAAAAUAGCUCCUCAAAGGAGGUCCGCGGCAAACUUCGAUAACAAAUUUAAUGUUGCUUUGGGAACGAGGUCGAAUGUACUAAAAAUGUUCGUUACGUUAAAUAUAACAAUUUUGUGAGUGAACACUGUUAUCGCACUAAUCGAUGCUUAUACAUAGACCUUAUUUAUAUCGACAUAGAGUUUAGUUUCCCUCGGAUCACGAUUGUGACUCAUCGACUAUUCAGUCACGAAAAUUGUAUCGAUUUGAAUAGGUACCAAACCCGGUGACAUGAAAUGUGGCACUCCCAUAUAAACGGUCUCUUUAUUCAGGUAAUUUCUACAUAUAGCUACAAUAGAAUUAAGAUACUAUUUCAUUUUGCACCGUAGGUAAACGUUAGAUUUUUCAAUUCUGAGCUUAGAAUUAGUAGUACAGAGUACAAUCACAUAGUUAUUGAGAUAAUUUUUCAAACUGUAACAAAAUAAUACAAAAGUCGCUUUUGAUUGCAAAGCUCGUGUCAUUUAUUUUUGAAAUGAAAUAUCAAUUAGAAUCCUUAUCUAUGUUAUCUAUAACUAUUACGUUAAAUAUUUUUUUCAUUCUUUUUUAAUACGUACCUACAUUAAAUACCACAAUUAGUGAUAAAUUUAGUCGUAUAAAUACGAUAUAUUUACUAAAGAUUCAUAGAUGAGUUUCAUAAUGAAUCUGGGGUAGGUGUGAUAUUAGACCAAACAUACACACUGUCUUCAAUAUUACACUUUUAUUUGACAUGUUUACUUAGAGGUGACUAACUUCUGUAAAUAACCGUCAAUAAAACCGAGUUUUAAAUCAAAAGCAACUUAACAUAAGGGACGUAGAAUAUAUUUAUUAUUUACUUAGGAAAACCAUGUUUUGAUACGGCUUUCAUAAUGUUUAUUAAGUAAAAGCGUAGAUAACACUUACGGUGUUAAUUGUCACGGCAAAUAAUUAAGAUCAUAGAAAAAGAAUGCACAUGUUAUGUAACAUUCACAUUGACUUAUUUAUAUUUUUUGUUAUAAUAUUAGAAUUAAGUAGGUUUAAAAAGUGUUUAUGGACCCCUGGUAUUUAAUCCAUAGAUAAGAUUUUCAUUCAAGACUGUCACUUCAUUUUUUUUUCAACUAAAAAUUCGUACAUAAUUUGCUAAUAGGCGAGAGAACCUAAUUAAAAAAACUAAAACUAAAACGACAAAGACGUACCGCCAAGCGAUUUAGCGUUCCGGUACGAUGUCGUGUAGAAACCGAAAGGGGUGUGGAUUGUCAUCCUACUCCUAACAAGUUAGCCCGCUUCCAUCUUAGAUUGCAUCAUCACUUACCAUCAGGUGAAAUUGUAGUCAAGGGCUAACUGGUACAGAAUAAAAAAAAAAAAAAAAAAAAAAAAAAAAAAA